AUGGCGCAGAAGCGGAAGAGCAUCGACGUCGUCGAGGACUGCGGCGGCCACGCGCCCGCCGCCAUGUGCGCGAACGGGUGCGGGUUCUUCGGCAACGCCGCGACCGGCGGCAUGUGCUCCAAGUGCUACCGCGAGCACGCCGCCGGCGCCACGGCGACGUCUACCACUACCACCACCGCUGAGAAGAAGACGCAGGAUGUUUUCGAGACGCCGGCUCCGGCGGAGAAGAAGGCCAAGAUCGCGUGCGCCACCGCCGCCGUCGCGUCGUCGAUGUCGUCCCCUGACGGCGGCGCCGAUGCAGCCGCGGCCCAGCCAUCGUCCACGGAGCCGCAGACGGUGGGUCCCCCGAAGCCGGCGGCGAACCGAUGCUCGGCGUGCCGCAAGAAGGUGGGCCUGCUGGGGUUCCGGUGCUGCUGCGGGGAGACCUUCUGCGGCGCGCACCGGUACGCGGAGAAGCACGCCUGCGGCUUCGACUACAAGCGCGCCGGCCGCGAGCUGAUCGCCAAGAACAACCCGGUCGUGGUCGCCGACAAGAUCUCCAAGAUUUGA
This is a messenger RNA of Miscanthus lutarioriparius, 549 nucleotides long. Lineage: Eukaryota; Viridiplantae; Streptophyta; Magnoliopsida; Poales; Poaceae. The record is from the annotation of a GenBank genome assembly.